Molecule: messenger RNA, 1935 nt
Organism: Daphnia pulicaria
Lineage: Eukaryota; Metazoa; Arthropoda; Branchiopoda; Diplostraca; Daphniidae
Exons: 7
Coding region: 151-1755 (534 amino acids)
Molecular function (GO): RNA binding
Source: RefSeq, a predicted model, not a curated record
UCGAAAAGGAUCGACCUCUCUGCUUUUUUUCUGAACAGUUGAUUCUGAGACUUUGAAGGUGGUGGUGCAACGACUCGUUAAAUCUUUCUCGCACGCGCCGGCCAUACACACGUGACUGAGCUCUGAUCAUUUAUCCGGUCAACUUGAAUCAUGUUGGAAAAAGUUGCAACCCACAGUGGAAUCACCCGACAGCAUGAGUCAUCCGCUUCAGCGACGCCCAACACACCUGGGCGGCUGAUUUCAAAUAGAGUUUUUGUGGGCAACAUCCCUCCAAAUUUGGUCGAGCGUGACCUUAUUAUGCUAUUUAAUCGCUUCGGUAAGAUACGAGAUGUCAAAAUCAUACCAGAACACGCCCGCAACAAAUCUUAUGGAUUCGUCACUUUCUUCAGUGAAGCAGAUGCAAGGAGAGCCAUACAAGCGUCAGUGCAAAAUGAUUCUGUAAUGUGGGGAGAUCGCAAGCUUAACGUUGCUCCAGCAGUCAAACGGGCUAACAGUAACAAUCACAAUCCACUGCCGGCUAAUUCGAAUAGCUAUUAUCAGACUCCAAACCGGCUCGCCCAUAAUCCGUUUUAUGCCACUUCUGUGCCAGUACCGAAUGUUAACACCAUGUACACUACUAAUACGGGAGUAGUAUCGCCUACCGACCAAAGCCAGUCAGUCGAUCACAUGCAGGUUGAUGCCAGCAACAAUGCAAUGUACCAGACUGCUGUCAUUUGCCGUCUGCCUCAUCAAUACGCCAUGGCGCAAUGCCAUCAAUACUCGUCGUCCUCUAGCGGUCAUUAUUUCGUCUCUCCUGGAUUCCAGCCAUAUGUCCAGCCCGGAAGUCCGAUCCCAGCCGGCCAUCAAGCAUCGCACUAUGCUUCUUACGCUAGCAUUACCUCAAUGCCGUUGACUCCGCCUUGUUCCUCAGCAUCUCGGGAGAAUAGCGCGGGUACGGAUGGUCAGUCAGAUGUGUGCGCGGAUAGCAGCGGAGGCGAUAGCGGCAGUCAGGGUGGUGUUGCUGGUGGAGAAAAGAACGCUGCGGAAGUUUUGCCGAACGAUUCAAGUAAUGAAAAUAGCCAUCAGUCGGCCGGUCCUAACAACGAUUCUCCUUAUCCUCUUCACACGACCAUCAUGUGCUGCCCCCACCAUUCGUGCAUGCUGAGCCCAAUAUCCCCCAUCCAGCACAUGCCGAACCAAGCCGUUGCAGCAGCUGGCCUUGCCCGUUCUUGUCUUUCGCUUCAUGGCCAUCCGGCGAGCAACUGCCCAUACCCACCAAAUUCGCCAUUGAUGUACAGUUCACCAAUGGUUUACAAUCCAGCGCGUCGCUCUUCAUCAGCACGUCUCCAGCGUUGGAAUUCACUGGAUGCCAACUUGACGGGCCUCAGCCAUGGCCAUCAUCAACACCAGUCACCAAAUGGUUAUUGGGGAAACGAAUCGGCGUGGUCACGCCCGUCUUUGCUUGACGAUUCGUACGGAUCGGAGACGGGACUUUACCAAGGACCUCGAGGCUUCGACCGGCCUUUGCGGCCCGCAUUUUCUUGUCAGUCGCAUCAUGGCGGAAUGUUCUCGCCAUUUUGUCGCUCUUACGAAUACAACAUUUGGGGCCAAGGCCAUGCCCCCAACAGCGGAAGCCUAGACUACGUUGAUCAAUCCGGCAACCCCAACACUACUGCUGCUUCACAAAUGAGCAUGUCCGCACAAUCCCACUCCAGCCUGGCUCUCAAUUUGAACGAGUCGGGUACAGAGCAGCUUCAACAGCACCCAAAGAAGUAAAAAGAAACAAGUUUUGUGCAGCAUUAUUUAAUUAACUUAAAACAAACAAAAAUUAAGCAGAGAUUAUUAUGAAAUGCCUUUCAGUUCAGUUAACUAUUAUUUUCCCUUCCACCUUUGUGAUUGUGCUUAACCAUUAACACGAUAGUCGAAUACUAUGGAAUAUACUAGUAAUGGCUAAAA